Monosiga brevicollis MX1 is the source of this 2031-nucleotide messenger RNA. RefSeq lists its product as uncharacterized. Gene Ontology annotation, molecular function: ubiquitin binding. The record is from RefSeq and is a predicted model, not a curated record. Gene Ontology annotation, cellular component: endoplasmic reticulum. NCBI's taxonomy places the organism in Eukaryota, Choanoflagellata, Craspedida, Salpingoecidae. The coding region runs from base 1 to 2031 and encodes 676 amino acids. The transcript has 15 exons.
AUGCAGCGACACAACGAGGCGUGGCUCGCAUCGCAUCGCAUCGCAUCGCAUCGCAUCGCAUCGCAUCGCAUCGCAUCGCAUCGCAUCGCAUCGCAUCGCAUCGCAUCGCAUCGCAUCGCAUCGCAGCAAACUCACUUGCACUUGAUGCGAAUCUUUUUGCCCAAGCGAUCAUUGCACACCACUUCAAUCAUCCUGUCCGGUCGGCUCAGACGUCGCAAAGCACGGCGCCGCGCCGGUCCAGACUCACCCUCGUACCACGAACACCAACGUAUCAAGUGCCGCACCAACACACUCAUACCCGACCUUUACCUCGUCAUAUACUACUUAAACCUCUUUAUCAUCAUCACAAAAACUGAAGCCACCAACAGCCACGUCAACGUUUUCUAUCUCUCUCAAGCUCUCUCUCUCUCUCUCAAGCUCUCAAACUCUCAAGCUCUCAAGCUCUCUCUCUCUCUCUGUCAAGCUCUGUCAAGCUCUGUCAAGCUCUCUCUCUCUCUCUCUCUCUCUCUCUCAAGCUCUCUCUCUCACAAGCAAGCUCUCUCUCUCUCUCAAGCUCUCUCUCUCAAGCUCUCAAACUCUCAAGCUCUCUCUCUCAAAAACUCUCUCUCUUCAUCUCUCUCUCUCUUAAUCUCUCUUUCUCUCUCUCUGGAACUUUUGCGGCAGUGGCAAAACCAGCUUUCAGUAUCUGGAUACUCGCCAACGCGAGGUUUCGUGCCAUUGGCCUUGGUGCUGGUUGCCCUGUUCAAGAUGGCGUCGGAGGAGCAUGUUCAGUUUUUGCAGGACCUUUCCGGGCUGCCUGAGGAGCAGUGUCGCUCUAUUCUGGCCGAUAACGGCAACGACCUGCAGGUUCCCCGCCUUCUGCAAGGACAGGCAGCGAAGGUGUUUUCCGGGCCGGGCAUCUGUCAGCAGGCCUUCGCCGCCGACACGCCUCCGUCCCAAACACAGGGAGCCGAAAGUUUGCCCGAGCUCCUCUUGCGCAUGGCACUGGGGCCGGUUCGCUUCGCCAAGGAUGUGAUGGUCGUUAUUUUUCGACUGCUGGCUGCUUUCUUUGGCACGCUCUUGCCUGGCUUUGAUCUCUCGCGGCUAGGCUUUGCUGCCCCAGGCCCAUCUCGGACGGUGCAGGAGGAUCUGCGGGCUCGGCAUCCUGAUCUAUCCUUUCCCAUGAUGCUGGAAGGCAGUUUUCAAGAGGCCUCGCGUCAGAGCCGAAGUGACAUCAAAUUCCUUCUCAUCUAUCUUCACGCUGAACAACACCAGGACGUUGACGCAUUUGCGCGCACGAUCUUGGCGAGUGAUGCGCUACGCACCUUGGUCGAGGAGCGCUGUGUCAUGUACGCCGCCAAUUUGAAUUCACGCGAGGGACAUGCAGUGGCUGUGCAAGUCCGUGCCCUGGCAUUUCCGUGCCUGGCCGUCUGCCUUCACACCGAUGGCGCUCUCCAACUCUUGCACACCCAGCAAGGCUUGGCCGACCCGGACCGCGUUAUGGGAGCGCUGUUGCAGACUCUCGAUCGCUAUGAACCAGUUUUGAUCGCUGCGCGCGCCGAUCGUAUGGAAGUUCAGCAGUCUCAGGCUAUCCGUGAAGAGCAGGAUCUGGCCUAUCAACAGUCUCUGCUUGAGGAUCAACGCAAGAGCGAGGAGCGUCGCCUGGAGCAGGAGCGCGCCGAGCAGGAGGCAGCUGAGGCGGCCGCGGCCGAAGCCAAGCAGGCCCAAGCUACUCAGGAUCGUCACGCCCGCCUGGCUGCGCUGAAGGCCAAUUUUCCUGCCGAGCCGGUUAAAGGCGAUGGCGUCAUCAAAGUGGCCAUCCAGCUGCCUCAGCGCCGCGUUCAUCGGCUCUUCCGCACGUCAGACCCUACGAGCCUGAUCUACGAUUUUGUCGAUUGCCAAGAUGAGCUGGAGUCGUCGCAAUUCGGCCUGUUCACGACGCAACCCAAGCGGCGCAUUGCAAACGACCAGCAAACACUGGCGGAGCAAGACCUGACUCGCAACGUCCUCCUGCUCUGCCAUGAAGAGGGGGAGGACGAGGAAGAAGCAUAG